Molecule: messenger RNA, 1208 nt
Organism: Vollenhovia emeryi
Lineage: Eukaryota; Metazoa; Arthropoda; Insecta; Hymenoptera; Formicidae
Gene: Lamtor3
Product: ragulator complex protein LAMTOR3-A
Exons: 4
Coding region: 379-753 (124 amino acids)
Biological process (GO): positive regulation of TOR signaling; cellular response to amino acid stimulus
Cellular component (GO): Ragulator complex
Source: RefSeq, a predicted model, not a curated record
AGUCCACUAGCUCAGAAACAGACGCGUCCCCUGACAAAGUGGAUCUCAACUACGUUCGUUCGCUCGGUAAGGACGAAUGGACGUGCGGCUGGACGUCGAGCGGAGGAAGAAGGAUGAAAGGAGCUGAUGUCGGACUGCGCGUUUCGGCGGAGUGAAAUCUCGGCGGAGCUUUCGUGAGAACAAUUGGAAUAUUUGGAAUCUGUGUUGCCGCGGUGGCGGAUCGUCACGUCCAGUGGAUCACAAACGCGUCUGGUGCAUCGCGAUAUGGUUAUCGGUGGAAGGCGGGGCGAUAACGCUUGAACGAUCGUGCGCGGUGUGCGCGCAACGAAAAUUACUCGCAAUCGCUCGGCCGUUCGCGCGGCCCGUUUCUCAGCAAGAAUGACGGUCGAACUGAAGAAGUUUCUCUACGGACUGUUGACCGACGUAGAGGGUUUGCACAGCAUAUUAAUUACGGACAGGGACGGAGUGCCUGUUGUAUCGGUGGCCAACGAAAAGGCGCCGGAGUUAGCCACGAGAGCCAGUUUCCUGUCCACUUUUGGAAUGGCCACGGAUCAGGGCAGUAAGCUGGGACUUGGCAAAAACAAAACCAUUAUAUGCAUGUACAGUAAUUACCAGGUGAUCCAGAUGAAUAAGUUGCCAUUGGUCGUUAGUUUUAUCGCUAGUCACAGCUGCAACACCGGCCACGUAUUGUCGCUGGAGAACAAGAUUGACCCUAUCUUAAGUAGCCUAAAGAAUGCCGUGGUGGAAGCCUGAUGGUUACCCGUUGUCCAUUACGGGUGAUAAAUGCUGAACGCUGUUCGGAUAUAAUUCUGUUGAGUAUUGCAUGAACAGUGGUCUUUCUUUUUCCAAGAACGACAGAUACGUCUUUACGCUUUCACUUGCCCGCGUUUGUUCCUAAUGUGUGCAGGUGUGUUUCGAAAAGUGAAAAUGGUUAUUAUGUAACAAUGACGUAAAGGUUUCAGUUCUUUGGGAGAAAUUCAGAGAUUGUACUCAGAGCUAGUUUAUUUAUUUGUUUACAAGAAUACUACACGUGAUAUUUUUUUAAUAUAAUCACGAGUCCUGUUAACUCUUUAAUGGUAUUAAGUAAUUUAGUAAGUAAUGAAAAUAAAUUGUUAAGAGCUUUUUGAAAAUUGAUAGAUUUUACAUAGGACAAGUUUCGAGCUUGUGAGAUUUCAAGAAACGUCUAAUGCACUGCGUGGUUGUACAGU